UUAGGUAGCAGUGCUUGGCUUUGGCUCGAAGAGGGGAGAGGGGGCUAUGCCUGAUUCACGAGUAUAUUAAGCUGGUGAUGCAACCGCACUUUCUAUGAUUAUUUCUGCAAUCCGCUAGUUUGAUCCUCUAUGACCAAAAAAUGCACUGUAAAAGUUUCGUGUGCCUGUUGGGCGUUGCUGUCGCCCAGGCCAUUGGUGUCACCAUCUUGGCCGACACCAACCGUGAUGGCAAGAUUGAUGUAAAGACCGAUGGCCAGAACAAGGCUACCUGGACCAAUGAGCGUGGCGCCAUCUUCCUCCCCAACAUUGUUGACACUGAUGGGCGCUGCUCAGCCAACAUCAACAUCAACACUGCCGAUAACAAGCUCGAGACCUGCCAUGAUGCGUCAGACAACGUCUUGCGAAAUUCCAAUUACCUUGCGCCCUUGAAGGUCCUCCCAGUUAGCGGUCUGGCAACGGAUGCAAAGGGUCACUUCACCGUGACCAACGCCGCCAAGGUCAGACUCUUCCGCAAGACUAGCAAGGGAUGGAGCUACGUUGACGGCUGUACCUCCUUUACCGCUGCAGAUCUUGCCGCUGGUCUGGAUCUGGGUAUCGAUGGUCGCGAUAUCCGUCGCCCUAGCGGCUGGGAUGGACGUACCAAUGUCCAAUUCAGCGUUGUGAGCGAUGGCAAAGAAUACAAGGAUACCGUCACCCUUCGUGUUGCUCCCGUCCUGACCCAUCACCAUGCCCAGUCCGUCGAGUACGUCCUCAUGCAUAACACUAAGAAGGCAGAUGGCUAUGACGACUACUGGACCGAAACCGUGGGCGGCGUGACAAACGCAACUGCCUGGGCCGGUAUUAAGGGCGGCCUGAAGCAAGCCUUUAGCGAAUGUGACCGCUGGUCCCAAGACUUCAUUGAGCCUGGCUACGCUUCCAUGCCUGGCCCCAAUGGUCUCGUCUAUCUACACAUCAUCAUUCGGUCGUUCCAGUCGGAUCGCGAGUCUGGCCGUCAGGCAUUCAGUCUGCGAUCGUCCAACACAGGUGCUGUCCAGUGGCUGAUGAACGGAUACUCCCAGGACUCCGGUGGCAACAUUGAGACCAUCCCUCCCUACUCGAACAAUGGUAAGCACUGGCCCGCGGGCCGUGUCAUCUCCGGCCGACAGGAGAAGUUCCUCCCCAAUGCCUUUGCAUUCUUCAAGGCGCAAGAGACCCAGGACGCCCUGGAGCUCGACACAAGCUGGCUCCUGGUUGGCCACGUCGAUGAGUUUAUCCAAUUCCUCCCUGUCAAGACUAACCGCGGAUGGGCCAUCAUGGUCGAUGACCCCAAGCUUGGCCUGGAAUUCUUCAAGAACCUCAAGGCACAGGGACACGGCGAUCUGAACUGGCUGUCCCGCAAGUUCAACACGGCCUACCCCAAGAGUUACCCCAAGACAAUCACCGACCUGCUGGCUAUGAACAACCUCGAGGAGUAUACCAAGCUCGCCAGUGACAAGAUUGAGGCCAACCUCAAUAUCCUUAAGAAGGAAACCGGAAUCACCGACGCCGAAAUCUACCGUCUACCAGGACUUUACUACCUCUGGCUGAAUGACAAGAGCCCUCACGAUAAGGCGGUCGCAAAGGCCAUGGCCAGUAAUUCCAGCGAUGGCGGUAAUGCUGGUGAUAUCGCCGAUGAGGACUGGCAGUCUUCUAAGAGCGUCGCUCAAGUGCCGGCUCUUAACGCUCUUCAGGCCGGUGGUGGCAGAGCAGAGGACUCCCUUCAAGUACGUGCCGAGCAAGUUAAUCUAAUUGCUAUUGGUCCCGCCAUUAUCAACGGUAUUGUCCUCAGCGAUAAGCACUACGCCGCGCCUAACCCCUUCGGACCUAUUGUCAGUGGUGUUGAUGUUAUCCAGAAGAAUGCCCUCGACACCUACAAGAAACUCGGCUACGAUGUGAGAUUUGUUGAUGACUGGGAGACUCUGCAUACCUACAAUGGCGAAAUUCACUGCGGUUCCAACACGGUUCGCACCCCCAAGGGAACCUGGUGGUAAACACCUGGACAUGGUAUACAGCGCUGCCCUUAAAUCAAAUCUUAUCAAACAAACUACCAAACAAUUCAAAAAAAAAUUGUCUUAUCUCCUUUUCAAACAAACAAAUAUAUAAUUCUGGAUUUGAUAUACGUUUAAUGCCUUUGAAACAACCGAGUUUUGUACGCUUGCCGACCCGCACCUACACUAGACACAGGUUUUCACUGGUGGCCUCUGGUAGAGAAUCGAGAGCGAGGCCUUCAAGAAGCGACUUGUAGCUACACUAGUUACAAUGGACGCUAAGGGUGCCUUCGAUGCAGUCCUGCGUAAUAGACUAAUCAAGCGACUAUGCGACCAGGGAUGGCCGAGGUUCCUUGUUAAAUGGGUCUUUAGCUUCAUGUCUCUCCGAAAGGCAUACGCCCGUUUCGGAAUAGGCCGCUCGGGAGUUAUCAUAUUACCAUACGGCCUACCCCAAGGCUCGCCAAUC
This is a messenger RNA of [Torrubiella] hemipterigena, 2472 nucleotides long. The record is from the annotation of a GenBank genome assembly. NCBI's taxonomy places the organism in Eukaryota, Fungi, Ascomycota, Sordariomycetes, Hypocreales, Clavicipitaceae.